CCUGCUUCUGUAGCAGCCGAAUCCUCAUGGAGGAGACGAGUGAAACUCUCGUUCGAUCUACGCACUCUGCAGAUCGGCACCAACUUCUUCUCCGACCUCAACCUGCUCGGAGAAGGCGACUUUGGCCCCAUUUACAGGGGAUUGAUGCCGAAUGGUCAAGAAGUAGCCGUCAAGAAGCUUCCAAAGGGGUUAAGGGAGGGCUUAAGAGAAUUUAGAAAUGAUAUGAAAAUACUAGUGGAAAUCCAGCACAAAAACUUUGUUACCUUCCUAGGGUAUUGUGAAGAAGGUCCUGAGAUGAUGCUUGUUUAUGAGUAUCUGCCCAACAAUAGCCUUGAAUUCUUUCUCUUUGAUAAAGACAAGUCUUGGUGGCUGGACUGGCAAAGGCGAUUUCAGAUCAUAAAAGGUGUGGCAAAUGGUCUUCUCUACCUCCACGAAGAAGCUUUUCUGAAGACUGUUCAUGGGAAUAUUGGAGCUUGUAAUGUUUUGCUAGAUGAGCAGUUUAAUCCAAAGAUUUCAGCACUUGGCCAGGCAAAGCUCCUUCCUUGGGACGUCACCCAUAUUGGCUGCAGUGAAUCUGGAAUUAUUGGUUACAUGGCCCCUGAAUAUGAACUGUAUGGAAAAUUGUCUGCAAAGGCUGAUGUUUUCAGUUUUGGAGUCUUGGUUUUAGAGAUUGUAAGUGGAAUAAGCAACCGUAAUCUGCGCCAGAGUGGAGAUAUGAGUGAUUUGUUGAGUUAUACAUGGAGGCUUUAUGAAGAAGAUAAGGCCUUGGAAUUAGUUGAUUCAAGUCUUGCAUCGUACAAUCGCAACGAGGCAGAAUUGUGCAUUGAGCUAGGAUUAUUGUGUUGUCAAGGAGGUGUUGAUGCUAGGCCAGAUAUGAAAUCUAUUAAUCUCAUAUUAUCAGGUGUCUUGCCUAUUUUACAAAAACCUAGUAAGCCAAGAUUUGAAUUUCCAAAUUUUAAUUCUUGCGAGGAAGAUACUUAGGGAUCUUUAAAGCUCAUCUCUGUUUCCUCUCGUGAAUAAUUUGUUCCUUUUCUACUUUGUAAACCAUUAUUCCAAUUUUAAAAAUGACAUCUAAUUUCAACAGC
Carica papaya (papaya) is the source of this 1085-nucleotide messenger RNA. RefSeq names its product cysteine-rich receptor-like protein kinase 43. Gene Ontology annotation, biological process: protein phosphorylation. Gene Ontology annotation, molecular function: protein kinase activity; ATP binding. The record is from RefSeq and is a predicted model, not a curated record. Lineage: Eukaryota; Viridiplantae; Streptophyta; Magnoliopsida; Brassicales; Caricaceae.